UUUACCUAGAAAGCCGCGGGCGGGCGGGGAAGUUCUGUCCGCGCUCGGGCGGGUACACUAUCCGCUGGGAGGUCAAGCCAGACCCAGGAAGUCUCUCCAGAACCCCGAGUGCUGUGUCCAGAUUCUGCAGGGAAGGUUUGCUGGGACCCUGGUCCCACCCUGCCAGCGGAAUGUCGGCCACACUGGAUCUGAAAUCGAAGGAGGAGAAGGAUGCUGAGCUAGAUAAGAGGAUCGAGGCUCUUCGGCGGAAGAAUGAGGCCCUCAUCCGGCGCUACCAGGAGAUCGAGGAGGACCGUAAAAAAGCUGAACUCGAGGGAGUAGCGGUGACAGCUCCCCGGAAGGGCCGCUCAGUGGAGAAGGAGAAUGUGGCAAUGGAAAUGGAGAAGAACCUGGGUCCCUCCCGGAGGUCUCCUGGGACCCCUCGGCCCCCAGGGGCCAGCAAGGGAGGCCGGAUCCCCCCUCAGCAUGGAGGCCGGGCAGGCAUGGGCCGGGCAGGCAUGGGCCGGGCAUCCCGCAGCUGGGAAGACAGUCCCGGGGAGCAGCCUCGAGGAGGAGCUGGGGGCCGCGGCCGGAGGGGUCGGGGCAGGGGGUCCCCUCACCUCUCUGGAAAUGGAGAUGCCUCAACUGCCGACCGCAAAUCCAAGGAGUGGGAGGAGCGGCGCAAGCAGAACAUUGAGAAGAUGAACGAAGAGAUGGAGAAGAUUGCAGAGUACGAGCGCAACCAGCGGGAAGGCGUGCUGGAGCCCAACCCAGUGCGGAACUUCCUGGACGACCCCCGGCGACGCAGCGGGCCCCUGGAGGAGCCUGAGCGGGACCGUCGGGAAGGCAGCCGCCGGCACGGGCGCAACUGGGGGGGCCCCGACUUCGAGCGGGUGCGUUGUGGCCUCGAGCAGGACCGGCAGGGCCGCCGGGCCGGCCUGGGUGGCGCUGGGGACAUGACGCUCUCCAUGACGGGCCGAGAGCGGUCCGAGUACCUGCGCUGGAAGCAGGAGCGGGAGAAGAUCGACCAGGAGCGGCUGCAGCGGCACCGCAAGCCCACCGGCCAGUGGCGGAGGGAGUGGGAUGCUGAGAAGACUGAUGGCAUGUUCAAGGAUGGCCCAGCUGUGGCCCUGGAACCAUCCCACCGCUACGAUGACCAGGCCUGGGCCCGGCCUCCCAAGCCCCCCACUUUCAGGGAGUUCCUGUCCCAGCACAAAACUGAGGUCAGCCGCAGAAAGAGGAAGAGCGGCCGACCCCAGGCCAAGGCAGCUCCCCGUGCCUACAGUGACCACGAUGACCGCUGGGAGACGCAGGAGGCAGUGUCCGCAGCCCCUGAGCCCACACAGCCCGCUACCCCUGAGGAGGUGCCCACGCAGCCUCCCGAGAGCCCGGCCCCUGCCCAUCGGCCUCCCGAGGACGAGGGUGAGGAGGGCGAGGGCGGGGAGGGCGAGGGUGAGGAUGGGGAGGGCGAGGAGUGGGAAGACAUGAGUGAGGAUGCGGAGGAGGAGGAGAUCGAGGAAGAAGAAGAGGCUGACGAGGAGGGAGAAGAACCUGCCCGAGACCACCGACCCCACGAGGCUGAGCCCAGCGGGAGCCCCACCGGGAGCCCCACCGGAAGCCCCACCGGGGAACGUGGCGACGAAGAGCCCGCUAGGCCGGAGGAGCCUCUGCUGCUCCCCCAGGCCCCUGCCACGCCUUCCAGCCCCUUCUCGCCCACCGGGGGCCACCAGCCUGUGUCCGACUGGGGAGAAGAGAUGGAGCUGAAUUCUCCCCGGACCGCCCAUCCGGCUGACGCCCUCUCUCCGGGAGGUGACCAGCCAGCCCCUGCCUCCUUGAAGAGUGGGCCCAGCCUCCCAAGAAUCCAGAAAGCUGAAGAGGAGGGGUCUGAGGCAGCUCCAGAGGCGGACCCUGAGGGCCGGGAGACGGCGGAGAUCACCGACUUCCAGAGGGCCUCCCCGAAUUCCUGAAGACGCUGCUGGGAGGGGACUGAAGCUUCCCCGCCUUGAUGGGGAGGGGGAGGCAGGAGGGGCUUAGUCUGGAUCUCCGGGCUGUGCUCUCUCCUCCCCGGAGCCCACUCCAUGGUUUUA
This is a messenger RNA of Balaenoptera musculus (blue whale), 2066 nucleotides long. It is a transcript of the gene CCDC9, whose product is annotated as coiled-coil domain containing 9. Lineage: Eukaryota; Metazoa; Chordata; Mammalia; Artiodactyla; Balaenopteridae. The record is from RefSeq and is a predicted model, not a curated record. The coding region runs from base 171 to 1946 and encodes 591 amino acids. The transcript is spliced from 15 exons.